Messenger RNA from Nannizzia gypsea CBS 118893, 1272 nucleotides. RefSeq lists its product as hypothetical. The transcript is spliced from 2 exons. NCBI's taxonomy places the organism in Eukaryota, Fungi, Ascomycota, Eurotiomycetes, Onygenales, Arthrodermataceae. Bases 1 to 1272 code for a protein of 423 amino acids. The record is from RefSeq and is a predicted model, not a curated record.
AUGAAGACUACAAUCCCGUCUGAUGUUUGGGAAACCAAGCGCGCUCAGAUAUCCAAUCUAUACACAGAAGAGGAAUGGCCGCUCAAGCAGGUCAUGAAGAAGAUUCGCACUGAAGACUUCAACCCAACUGAAACCCAACUACGCAGCAGACUCAAGAAAUGGGGAGUCACCAAGCCGUCGAGGCAAAGACGGAAGAGGCCUGCAAGCCGCCCUACAGAGCGCGGAGGACAACUAUCGCUAUCACCAGCUCAGGAAGUUGAACUGCGCAGCCGCGCCAAUGAAAGCUACCCUCCUCAAUUUCUUGGAUACCCUCAUCCCGCCGGGCAGCCAGUUCACCCAGAAUCAUGGGAUACCCGAGUACGCUGGAUAAUGGCACCUUCUCAUAAUCAUGCGCAUCAACUAAAAGUCGUUCCAUGCUGCGACGGCCGCCGAGCUAGCGCCUCCUCGAAUGCUUCUCUGGUUGAAGGCCCUUGCCAAUCGCCAAUCGGCUACUCUGAUUAUCAUCAUCAUCAUCAUACUCACCCCACAAAUCGCCAAUAUCCAAAUGCAAGCCCAACACAGGGAUCUUCUUCUAGCAUCGAAAGUUGCUCAGCACAAGCAUUCUCCGGAAUCAACCCCAAUCUUACCACCUCCUCGGGUGACAUCACACCAACAAGCGAUGCUGCAUCGGGCGGACUUCCAGCGGGCUGGCAAUCGCCCGAUAGCACUCACCAUGCAGUCCGCACUCCAGGAUCAACCCUCCCAUCUCCUGCCAUACAACCCACAAGCCCAUGGAGCUACCCUACCCCCGAUAUGUGUCAGCGAUGUUCACCCACCAUCUACCCCCUAGACGACUCCAGCGUGGAGCAGCAAGUUAACUAUGUGAAAGAGUAUCUGAACAGCGAAGAAAACCUCUCUUACCCAUCCGUCUUGGAUCUUCCUUUGAACGACGGCGAAAUACUUGACUCAUUCUCCGUGAAAGCCUGGAAACGGCCUUCUUCCAGCGGAGAAGGCUCGGUCCAAUUUUCGUGUGCAGGAGAUGUUUCUCCCUCGCGAGGUUGUCAAAACGCAAAGUCACAACCUCCAGUAACCUCAGCGGCAUGUACCACUGUCGUAACGUCGCCUUCUAUCCUGGCUCUCACCAAUGGAUACCCGAAAAUAGAGUCACCAGGGCCGCUAGACAUUUCUGCUAUUGGGGGGACCACUGACUCCAUGGGACUUGCAUCCCAUCAACCAUACGCAUCCGAUGCUAUAAGCAAUGAGUAUUUGCUUGCAUCUGCCAUAUUAUCUUGA